Molecule: messenger RNA, 4855 nt
Organism: Cutaneotrichosporon oleaginosum
Lineage: Eukaryota; Fungi; Basidiomycota; Tremellomycetes; Trichosporonales; Trichosporonaceae
Source: RefSeq, a predicted model, not a curated record
CACCAUUGCUCUUAUUCAAAGGCCAGCGCUCUCAGCGCUCUUGUUCCCGUUCUCACAACUCCUCGAUACAGUCGACCGCCGUGCAGCCAAGUUGUCGAGUCAAUACCCAGCGCUUGACAAGAAAUUCGACGCAGCUCCACCCUCGCCACCUAACAUCGGUUUUCCCGCUUAAGGCCCCGACUCACGGUAACUCUGAAGGUUGUAAUCUCAAGUCGGCCCCGCACUUCCCCGGCGCCUUCCCCACGACACCAGCGCCCACUCGUUGCCAGCCGACAGCAACGGUCUCGGCCAUGACGAGCAACACACGAGAUCCUUCCCCAUCGUCGACACUUAUAACCGACGCGGCGCAGCCGACGCAGCCGAGCAUCCCCGCCGUCAACCAUCGGCCACGCCCAGCUGCUGGUGAUCACUCAAUGCAGGCCAGCAUGGCCAUCGACGAAAAGGCGGCUAUGAGGGAGAAGGAUUCGUCGUCGGCGUCAUCGACAUCCUCAAAAGAGUACGAGGAGCGCGGUGUCAUUGAAGUCGACCAUGAUGGUAUGAAGCGCAAGGUCAAGGUCGUUGUCGAAGACAAAACCGGUAAAGAACAGUUCAAGGAUGCCGAGGGCGGACCAUACUCUCAACCAAGAUGGCUGCACUCGCUCCCCUUCAUGCGGCCAAAGUACCCCCCGCCUCCGCCGCCUCUGUCGCUCGAUGAUGCGAAGCUCACACCUGAGGUCAGCGCGAACUGGUUCUCGUUCCUCUACUUCAACUGGGUGUCGCCCAUGAUGGCGCUUGGCGACGCACGCCCGUUGGAGGCUACGGACCUGUGGCGGUUGGACGACAAGCGGAGCGCAGGGCGCUUGGCCCGCAUCCUCUCACAAAAGUACGAGGAGCGCAAGGCUCGCGCCGAAGAAUACAACGCCAAGCUCGCGGACCCGAGAACGCCGCUCCCUCGGCGCCAGCGUUGGACGUACCCGCUCAUGCCCAACCGCGAGAAGCGCGAGGCCGAUUUCCGCGCCAAGGGCGGUCAAAAGAAGCCCCAGCUCGCAAUGGCCCUCCUCGACGUCUUCGGGUGGUGGUUCUGGAUUGCAGGCUUCCUGAAGCUCAUCGCCGACUGCUGUCUUGCCUGUUCCCCGCUCCUCAUCCGCGCGCUCAUCCGCUGGGCUACCCUGAACGAAUACGCACGCAAGGGCCUCAUUACCCAGGCCCCCAAGGUAGGCCAAGGCAUCGGAAUGGCUUUCGGCCUGCUUGCCAUGCUUUGCGUCUCGUCUGUCGCCCUGCACCACUAUUUCUACCGCACAAUGGGAACGGGUGUGCUUGCGCGCUCGGCCCUUAUCUCGGCAAUCUAUGAGCGUUCCCUCCGCCUCACGCAGAAGGCACGCGGCGAGCUACCAAAUGGAAAGAUUGUGAACCACAUCUCCACAGACACGGCUCGCAUUGAUUUCGCUGCAGGCUUCGUGCAUAUCCUGUGGACGGCACCGAUCCAGUUCAUUGUGAUCGCGGUCAUUCUUAUCAUCGAACUCGGAUACUCCUCCCUUCCAGGCAUUAUCUUCCUCCUCGUUAUGACGCCCGGACAGGCGAUCAUCAUGAAGAAGCUCUUCCUCGUUCGCAAGAAGUCGAUGGUUUGGACCGACAAGCGUGCGAAGCUCCUCCAGGAGAUCCUUGGCGGCAUGAGACUCGUGAAGUUCUUCGCUUGGGAGGCGUCGUUCCUUGAGCGCAUCAACGCGGUGCGCCGCAUGGAGCUCGGCUACGUCCGCACGCUCCUCAUUGUGCGUUCCGGCAUGAUGGCCUUUGCCAUGUCGCUGCCAGUUCUAGCUACGAUUCUCGCCUUCGUUACCUACUCCCUCACAUCUCACAAGCUCGAGGCCGCAACCAUUUUCACCUCCGUCACGCUUUUCAACUUGAUGCGUAUGCCGCUCAUGAUGUGGCCCAUGACUCUCAGCGCCACUGCCGACGCCAUCAACGCACUUGGUCGUCUCCAGGCUGUGUUUGAUGCUGAGGUUACAACCGAAGAGCGCAUGAUCGACCCUGACCUCAAGGACGCUGUGGUGAUCAAGGACGCGUCGUUCACAUGGGACGCGGCCCCACCGGCUGAGGACGAGGUUACCAAGCUGGAGGCCAAGCUCGCCGCAGCCCAGAAGGGCGUCAAGCCAGCGGGCAAGUCGCCUAAGAAGUCUAAGGAGCCCAAGGAGAAGAAGUUUGGUGGUCAGACGCCAGCGGCUGGGCCACAAGGCAACUCGCAGGACGACGUCUUCCAGAUCAAGAACAUCAGCCUCACCAUCCCGUCCGGUUCGCUGACUGCGAUCGUCGGCCCCAUCGGCUCGGGCAAGUCGUCGCUCCUCCAGGGCCUCAUGGGCGAGAUGCGCCGCACAUCUGGUAGCAUCAAGUUCCAGGGCACGACCGCUUUGUGCGCCCAGUCGCCCUGGAUUCAGAACGCAACUGUGCGCGAGAACAUUCUGUUCGGGCAGCCAUGGAACGAGGAGAAGUACUGGGCAGCCGUGCGGGACGCAUCGCUUGAGCCGGAUCUCGUGCUUCUCGAGGAUGGUGACGGCACUGAGAUCGGUGAGAAGGGUAUCACCCUUUCGGGUGGACAAAAGCAGCGCGUGAAUAUUGCGCGUGCGCUGUACUACGAUGCCGACAUUAUCGCUUUGGACGAUCCCCUUUCGGCACUCGACGCCGGCGUCGGCAAGCAGGUCUUUUUCAACGCGAUCCUCGGUGCGCUUUCCGGCAAGACACGUAUCCUUGUCACGCACGCGCUGCACUUCCUCCCGCACGUCGACCACAUUAUCGUGCUUGAAAACGGCCGCGUCUCGGAGACCGGAACGUACCAGGAGCUCAAGGAUGCGGAAGGUCCCUUCUCCAAGCUCGUUCGCGAGUUCGGCUCUGAGGAUGUGGAAGAGAAGGAGGCUGGCGACGAGGAGGAGGCAAUCGAGGAGGACAACGCUCCGCACAAGCCGAUCGACCGCUCCAAGAUGACUACUCGCGGCCUCGGCCACGGCAUGCUCAUGCAGCUCGAGGAGCGCAACCAGGGCGGCCUGCAGAAGGGCACCUUCUCCGGGUACCUCCGCGCAGGCAAGGGCUACAUCAUGCUCCCGCUGCUAAUCAUCGCCACCGUCAUCGGUCAAGGCUUCACCGUCAUGUCUCAGUACUGGAUGGUGUGGUGGCAGCAAGGCCAGUGGGGAUUGAGCAACAACGCAUUUAUGGGUGCCUACGCCGCCCUCGGUGUCGGUCAGGCCCUCGGCGUCUUCGUCAUUGGCUCGUUCAUGUCGCUCAUCAACUUCUUCGCCUCGGUCAACAUCCACCGCGACGCAAUUAAGAGUGUCAUGUAUGCGCCGCAGAGCUUCUUCGACACGACGCCGCUCGGGCGUAUUAUGAACCGGUUCAGCAAGGAUGUUGACACGAUUGACAACACGCUUUCCGACGCGGCCCGCAUGUCGCUGAACAUGAUCGCCAACGUCAUCGGCUCGGUCGUCCUGCUCGCAGUCAUCUCGCCGUGGUUCCUGAUCGCCGUGGCUGUCGUGCUCCUCCUCUACCUGCACUGCGCCCAGUACUACCGCGCCUCGUCGCGCGAGUUCAAGCGCGUCGACUCGAUCCUCCGGUCCUCGCUGUACUCGCACUUUUCCGAGUCAUUGUCAGGCAUUUCCACUAUUCGGGCGUACGGUGAAAGCGAUAGAUUCAACAAGGAGAACGUCAAGCGCAUGGACGUGGAGAACCGUGCUUAUUACAUGACUAUCAUCAAUCAACGCUGGCUCGGUAUUCGCCUCGACAUGCUCGGGUCGCUACUCACCUUUGCUGUCGCGCUUAUCGUGGUCCUCAACAACAAGGUCUCGGCAGCGCAUUCGGGCCUGGGCCUAUCAACGAUGCUCACGAUUCAACAGGUCUUCUCGUGGCUUGUGCGCCAACUCGCCGAGGUCGAGAACGACAUGGUCGGUGCUGAGCGCAUUAUGUACUACGCCAACAACCUGGAGCAGGAGCCGCCGCACGAGAUUCCCGACCGCAAGCCCGCCGCAACGUGGCCAGCGCAGGGGGAGAUCACGUUUGACCAAGUUGUGAUGAAGUACCGCCCGGAGCUGCCGGAUGUGCUCAAGGGCCUCACGAUUCACGUCAAGCCGGCUGAGAAGAUCGGUAUCGUGGGCCGCACGGGUGCGGGCAAGAGUUCAAUCAUGGCGGCGCUGUUCCGCAUGACUGAGCUUUCGUCUGGCUCGAUCACGAUCGACGGCGUCAACAUCGCCACCAUCGGCCUCGACGACCUGCGCUCCCGCAUUAGCAUCAUCCCUCAGGACCCGCUUCUGUUCUCCGGUACGCUCCGCUCCAACAUCGACCCGUUCAGCCGGCACUCGGACGCCGAGCUGUACGAUGCGCUCAAGCGUGCCCACCUCAUUCCCUCCACGACGUACGACGCGUCCAAGAGCGGCGAGGCGUCCCCCGUCUCGCGCUUCAACCUCGACUACAUCGUCGAGGAGGAGGGCAACAACCUGUCGGUCGGCGAGCGCAGUCUUGUCUCUCUCGCGCGUGCGCUUGUCCGCGACCCGAAGGUGCUGGUGCUGGACGAGGCGACGGCGAGUGUCGACGUCGAGACGGACUCGAAGAUCCAGGACACGAUCCGACGCGAGUUUGGGCACAAGACACUGCUGUGUAUCGCGCACCGCCUGCGCACUAUUCUGUCGUACGACCGUAUCCUUGUCAUGUCCGACGGCGCGGUCGAGGAGUUCGACACGCCCGAAAACCUGUUCCUGGCCGGCGGCGCAUUCACGUCCAUGUGUACCAAGAGUGGUAUCACAUUGGAGGAUAUCCGCCACUACGCAUCUAUGCGGUUUACUGUCUGAAGCAUCAACAAUGAUAUAGAAGGUAGAGCAUGCAUUUUUCUGGACAUCUG